UAAUGGCGUGGCCGUGGCGGGGGGCCGCCGCUCUCUGCCGAAGUCCAGCCCCAGAAAACCACCAGUAAACAUCGACGAGGGCCCUUAGCUGUGAUUAAAUGAAGUAAUUUAAAGGAGGUCAUAAUGUAACCGGAUAGAGCAAAUCUCCGCUGAAAGCCUGCUCUACAAACUGUGUGAAACUCUGGGAUUCUCGCUGGUAGCGCUCUGCCAUGUCGUUACUGUGUGUCAGAGUGAAGAAAGCCAAGCUCCAAGGACCUCCGGACAAGUUCAACACCUAUGUGACGCUGAAGGUGCAGAAUGUCAAAAGUACAACUAUCACUGUGCGGGGGGACCAACCCUGCUGGGAACAGGAUUUUAUGUUUGAGAUCAACCGGCUGGACCUUGGCCUCAUUGUUGAGGUGUGGAACAAAGGCCUCAUCUGGGACACCAUGGUGGGGACCGCCUGGAUUCCUUUGAAGAGUAUCCAACAUUCGGAGGAGGAGGGAUCAGGCGAGUGGAUUUUCAUGGAUGCAGAGGUUCUGAUGAAGGCAGAUGAGAUAUAUGGCACCAAGAACCCAACACCUCAUCGAGUCCUGCUGGAUACUCGCUUCGAGCUGCCUUUUGACAUCCCAGAUGAUGAGGCACAAUACUGGACAGGCAAGCUGGAACACAUCAAUACCAUGAGAAUCCAUGAUGAGUACCCUCUUCAGGAUGACGUUCAGAGUCACCCACUGCCAUUUGCGGCUUCCCAGUGCUCUCUAGAUGACCAGGACAGUGCUGUAGAUGACCGGGACAGUGACUACCGCAGUGAGACGAGCAACAGUCUGCCUCCACGUUACCACACAACGGCUCAGCCCAACUCCUCCAUGCACCAGUACCCCAUGGGGCCUAGGCUGCAGCACCACCCAGACUCCUGCACAGACUCUCUCCACAGUUUUGACCUGGACUACCGGGAACAGAGAGGAAGCAGUCCAGUGGAAAGUAGUCGCUUUGGGUCAUCAGGAAACCUGAGCCAGACCAGCUCCCAGCUUAGUGAGACUGGCCAGGAGAGCGCUGGAGGGUCAGAACUGGAGGAGUCAUUUCACUCCUACCACAGUACUGGCUUUCACCCCUCCACCAAUGGGCAGUCACGUACUAAUGGACAUCUUACCACCAAUGGACACUGUGUGGUUGGUGGGCAGGAGAUACAUAGGCUGUCCCCUGAAGUAGGACAGGGCCUGAAACAUGACACCCCAGCAGAGAGAGGGUCCUCUAAACUUCAAAGGUUCCAUGAUGACGGGCCACCUUUACCCUUUUCCACAUCCAGAGUUCGUUGGUUGAAGGCCAUCAAUAAAGUCAGGGUUCAGCUCCGGGAGGUUCGAGAUGAAGAACCCAAUGCUAGACAGGCCUGGGUCAAACCAGGUGGGGGAUCUGGUCUGUAUGGAAUUGACAGCAUGCCAGACCUGCGUAAAAAGAAGCCUAUCCCCUUGGUCAGCGAUGUGGCUAUGUCCCUCGUCCAAGCCAGGAAGGCAGGGAUCGCAUCUGCUAUGGCUGCACGGUCCUCAAUCAAGGAUGAGGAGCUGAAAAACCAUGUGUACAAGAAGACCCUGCAGGCUCUCAUCUACCCCAUAUCUUGCACUACACCACAUAACUUUGAAGUGUGGACUGCCACUACGCCGACAUACUGCUAUGAGUGUGAGGGGCUGUUGUGGGGGAUUGCCCGCCAAGGCAUGCGUUGCUCCGAGUGUGGCGUCAAGUGCCAUGAGAAGUGCCAAGAGCUGCUAAAUGCUGAUUGUCUACAGCGUGCUGCGGAGAAGAGCUCUAAGCAUGGAGCUGAAGACAGGACUCAGAAUAUCAUCAUGGCCAUGAAGGACAGGAUGAAGAUCAGGGAAAGGAACAAACCAGAAAUCUUUGAACUUAUCAGGGAAGUUUUUGUCAUCAGCAAAGCCAUCCAUGCACAGCAGAUGAAGACCAUCAAACAGAGUGUACUGGAUGGGACCUCAAAGUGGUCAGCUAAGAUCACCAUCACAGUCGUCUGUGCCCAAGGCCUUCAGGCAAAGGACAAGACAGGAUCCAGUGAUCCAUAUGUCACUGUUCAAGUGGGCAAGACCAAGAAGAGAACCAAGACCAUUUAUGGCAACCUCAAUCCUGUAUGGGAGGAGAAGUUCCACUUUGAGUGCCACAAUUCCUCAGACCGAAUCAAAGUGCGCGUGUGGGACGAAGAUGAUGACAUCAAGUCAAGGGUGAAGCAGCGUCUCAAGAGGGAAUCUGAUGAUUUCCUUGGCCAGAGUAUUAUUGAAGUUCGAACGCUGAGUGGAGAAAUGGACGUCUGGUACAACCUGGAGAAGAGGACAGACAAGUCAGCUGUGUCAGGUGCCAUUCGCCUCCAAAUCAAUGUGGAGAUCAAGGGAGAGGAGAAAGUGGCUCCAUAUCAUUCGCAGUACACAUGUUUGCAUGAGAACCUGUUCCACCAUUCGACUGAUGUGCUUGGCCAAGGUUCGGUUAAAAUCCCAGAGGCCCGUGGAGACGAUGGAUGGAAAGUCUACUUUGAUGAUGUGGCACAGGAAAUAGUGGACGAGUUUGCCAUGCGCUACGGGAUUGAGUCAAUCUACCAGGCCAUGACGCACUUUGCCUGUCUGUCGUCUAAGUACAUGUGUCCCGGGGUUCCUGCAGUGAUGAGCACCCUGCUGGCCAAUAUCAAUGCCUUCUACGCCCACACAACCGCCUCCACCAAUGUGUCCGCCUCCGACCGCUUUGCUGCCUCCAAUUUUGGGAAAGAACGCUUUGUCAAGCUCUUAGACCAGUUACACAACUCCUUGCGCAUUGACCUCUCAACAUACAGGAACCACUUCCCUGCCAGCAGCAAGGAUCGUCUGCAGGAUUUGAAAUCCACAGUGGAUCUUCUUACAAGCAUCACCUUCUUUAGGAUGAAGGUCCAGGAGUUACAGUCUCCACCCAGAGCCAGCCAGGUUGUGAGGGACUGUGUCAAGGCCUGUCUCAAUUCUACGUAUGACUACAUCUUCAAUAACUGCCACGAGCUGUACAACAGACAGUACCAACCUGUGGACACAGGCAAGGACGAGCUCCCUUUGGAGGAGCAGGGUCCGAGCAUCAAGAACUUGGACUUCUGGCCCAAACUCAUCAUGCUAAUCGUCUCUAUCAUUGAAGAGGACAGAAACUCCUACACACCCGUGCUCAACCAGUUCCCUCAAGAACUGAACGUAGGGAAGGUGUCAGCAGAGGUCAUGUGGACAUUGUUCGCUCAAGACAUGAAGUACGCUAUGGAAGAGCACGAGAAGCACAGACUGUGUAAGAGUACCGACUACAUGAACCUGCACUUUAAGGUCAAGUGGCUCUACAAUGAGUAUGUCAAGGAGCUUCCAAACGUUAAGGGCGUUGUUCCCGACUACCCAUCAUGGUUCUUACAGUUUGUACUGCAGUGGUUGGAUGAAAAUGAGGACGUGUCUAUUGAGUUUAUGCAUGGAGCCCUGGAGAGAGACAAAAAAGAUGGAUUCCAGCAGACAUCUGAGCAUGCUCUGUUCUCCUGCUCCGUGGUGGACAUCUUCACCCAGCUCAACCAGAGUUUUGAGAUCAUCAAGAAACUGGAUUGUCCUGACCCUAACGUCAUGGCUCAGUACAGUCGCCGCUUCUCCAAGACAAUUGCCAAAGUCCUUCUGCAGUACAGUGCCAUUCUGACCAAGAGUUUUCCUUCUUAUAUUGACAAGGAGAAGAUUCCCUGCGUCCUGAUGAACAAUGUGCAGCAGUUAAGAAUCCAGCUGGAGAAGAUGUUUGAGUCGAUGGGUGCCAAACAGAUGGAUACUGAGGCCAGCGACUUACUGAACGACCUGCAGGUGAAGCUGAACAACGUGCUGGAUGAGCUCAGCGGUACAUUUGGGAACAGUUUCCAGAGCCAGAUCAACGAUUGCAUGCGACAGAUGGCGUCUCUACUGUACCAGAUCAAAGGACCGCUCAAUGCCAACAACAGAAAUCAGGUGGAGGCCGACUCUGACAAUAUGCUAAGGCCACUCAUGGAUUUCCUGGAUGGAAAGCUGACGCUGUUCGCCACGGUUUGUGAAAAGACCGUACUGAAGCGUGUGCUCAAGGAGCUUUGGAGGAUUGUAAUGAGCAGCCUGGAGAAGACAAUUGUCCUGCCACAGGGCCACGAUACCUUUGGAGCACAGAUCCUCUCAGCUGCAAAAGAACUCGGUCAGCUCUCCAAACUCAAGGAUCACAUGGCAGGGGAGGCUAAAAGCCUGUCUCCCAGGCAGUGUGCUGUCAUGGAUGUGGCACUGGACACUAUCAAGCAAUACUUCCAUGCAGGAGGCAAUGGGCUGAAGAAGGCAUUCCUGGAGAAGAGUCCUGAGCUGUCAUCACUACGCCACGCUCUGUCCCUCUACACUCAGACAACAGACACACUCAUCAAGACCUUUGUCACCACCCAGCACGCACAAGGUUCCGGCGUGGACAAGCCGAUAGGUGAGGUGUCUAUCCAGAUUGAGCUGUACACUCAUCCUGGGAAUGGGGAGCGGAAAGUUACUGUCAAAGUCAUGGGAGCCAGUGAUUUAAAAUGGCAGACGUCUGGCAUGUUCCGGCCCUUCGUGGAGAUCACCAUGAUCGGGCCUCACCUUAGCGACAAGAAACGUAAAUUCCAGACAAAAUCCAAGAGUAACAGCUGGUCUCCCAAGUUCAACGAGACCUUCCACUUUGUUCUUGGCAACCAGGAUGGCUUCGAGUGCUACGAGCUGCAAGUCUGCGUCAAAGACUACUGUUUUGGCCGUGCUGACCGAGUGGUGGGCUUGGCCGUGAUACAGUUAAGAGACAUCAUGGAGAGGGGCAACUGCGCCUGCUGGUGCCCGCUGGGACAACGUAUCCACAUGGACGACACGGGCCUCACCGCCAUGCGGAUCCUCUCCCAGCGCUCCAAUGACGACGUGGCCAAGGAGUUUGUUAGGCUUAAAUCUGAAAUGCGAUCGGCCGAGGAGGGAAGAUGAGGAGAGCUGGAGAUGGUGAGAGACAGACAGAGAGGACGGAAGGUGUCCUAAUUUCAGAAUAAGAGAAGGAUCUCAUGUGUCAGUCUUGUCAAAAAGCAGGGAAUUAUUUUCCGUAGCUUGCCAUUCGGACUCUUACUUAGACCUUUGACGUGUCUUAGCUUCUGUUGACUGUUUGGUGGACCUUGCCAAGCUCACUGACGCACCAUCAUGUUCACACUCUGGGUAUUUUGGACAAACACUUUUUCAUGUUCCUCAAACACUCACAUUAUUUACAGAGCUACUGUAUAGCACACAACCAUAUCGAUACUGGCUCACUCAACCUUCACACUCACCAGCUGUUUCACCAGGCGGUGAUCACUUUCUCAGUCAUUUAACUUGUUUUUUUACCCCCUCUCCGCAUCAGCUGGAGUGGCACAGUGCACACGCCAUAGCCUCAAGGGAACACAUUGUGCCGGGCCAGGCUGGAGGGGCCAAACAAGUUCCCACACCUUCCAAGUGUUGUUGUGCAAUAACCCCACGUAAACCCCUCAAACUGUGGCCAUUUGUUAGAUGCCUUACACUCUGUAAACUGUGAAUGUGUGAAGUAAAGAAGUCUUUUGAAUGCCCUGUUCUGUAGCUCUGCUGUGACGGUCUGAGUAAAUGUGAAAAUACUGUGUGGUUUAGCUCAUAAAGAGGUCUCCUGUUUUGAUGAAUGCAUGACUGGUAGCUAGGAGACAGUCCUAGUCAGUUAUUGAAUAGAGUGCAAGAGAAGAUGAUGAAAUAUUUUACUGGUUAAUCAUGUGCAGCUAAUGUUUCAAGAGAAGGUACUUAAAGUAGUAACCCUUGAUUUUUACCCCUGAAUUUAAAGGAUUGAUCAGUUGAAUGUGUGCCUUGCCAUUUUAAGUUUCCUUUCCAUUUUACCCAGGAGAGACGACAGUGAUGUGAUCCGUGUAUGUGGUAAUAAACUCAAAAACGAUAUGAUUUAAAUCAAAACCUAAUGAGAAACGAGACCAACAGUCUGAACACUGUGUCUGUUAAAGGGCAGUCCAGUUUUGGCCAUAUUUAUUCAUAAGCUCCAUUAACACCUCCUGGCUCAUUUGGCCUGGUGUAACCAUGAUGGUGCAGCCAUUUUAUUUAUUUUUUAUACGUAUUUAUUGAUGUCUGUGCUUUUUCAAAGCUCGUGAUUUAAAAUGUUGUUUACUGCUGGGAACUGAUGUGUUUGCCAGAACGGUGUGUUUGAGAAUUUGCACAAAUCUGAAAGAGUCGCUUCUGUCGCAUUGUACACAUAAACAGCAGCUUCUUUGCAGGAUGAGUUUAACACCCUCAGAAUAAAGUGACAACCCAGUGUUUGUUAUGAAAUUGAAAACAAAGCUGUUUCCUGGACUCACAAAAUGGAGAAGUAAGAAUUUUUCCAUUAAUACUAAGGAAAAAUUACAGGUUGAACAUUCAAGUAACUAAAAAAAACAAAACAAAAACAAAAGGCUAUCUGAACAUUUGGACACAAGCUCCUUAGCUGAAUUGAUAGGGAGCGUAGAAUUAUUUAUGGUUUACAUAUAUCUCCCUGCUUUGUUUUCUUCUACUCUUCCUAUGAGUGGCCUUACUUUGGUAAAAUAACAAACUAAAUACAUGUAUCUUUCAAAUCAUUUUUUUUUUUUUAAUUCUCGUAUUUCCUUUUGCUGUCAACGAGGAUUAGCCACCUCUUUGCCAACAAUGAUGUCAAAUAAGUUUUCCGAGUGAUGCUCCUCAUCAUUUUGUUUUUUUUAUCUUUGAUUAUACUGCAAACGUUGUAACUGUAUCUAGGCUGGGUUUUCUUUGCUCUUUGCCGUCUGUUAUAUUUUGUCAUGUUUUGUAAAUAUUUCCCUCAAUCCUUUUCUAUUUUGGGAUGAUGUCAAUCACUGUGUUGUAAGAUAUGUUUUAUGGACAGAAAUAAUAUGCAGUGAGAUGAGUGCCAGUGAAUUUGUUUAUAACUGAUGGAGAAAUAUUAAAAUGUUACACUUAAUGAACGAUGGAUAUUGCUAUAUUAUGAGAACCUAAAUGUGUGUACAUUUUUAAACUAAUCACACUACGUAGAAGCCACAAAAUCAGACUCCUUCUUUGUUACAGUAAACUACCCCUUGUGAAAAAUGUAUGUUAUUGGUUUAUGAGGGCAAAUAUUUCGUAGCCGUUCUGUAAUAUACAUGUUCCUUGUGCCAAGUUGCAAGUGUUCACUUUUGAUCUUUUUUUUUUUUUAAUUUCUGUAUUUUCUAAAUCUGUUAACCCUUGCACUAUCACUAAAUCACUGCAAUAGUCAACAAGUACAGUAUAUCAGUCAGAGUAACUACUUUGUGGUGUUUUCUUUGUAUUGUCACUACUCUGAAAUGUUGUCAUCAUGUAAACAUUCCAAUUAAUGAAUUUUGUAUAAAGUAUUUG
Messenger RNA from Xiphias gladius (swordfish), 7337 nucleotides. RefSeq names its product protein unc-13 homolog B-like. Bases 210 to 4949 code for a protein of 1579 amino acids. The transcript is spliced from 40 exons. The record is from RefSeq and is a predicted model, not a curated record. Gene Ontology annotation, biological process: neuromuscular junction development; presynaptic dense core vesicle exocytosis; synaptic vesicle maturation. Gene Ontology annotation, cellular component: plasma membrane; terminal bouton; neuromuscular junction. NCBI's taxonomy places the organism in Eukaryota, Metazoa, Chordata, Actinopteri, Istiophoriformes, Xiphiidae. Gene Ontology annotation, molecular function: calmodulin binding; calcium ion binding; diacylglycerol binding.